GACUUUUUAUUUAUUCAAUAUAUAUUUAUUAUUUCAUAAUAUGCUAUUCAAUAUAUAUUUAUUAUUUCAUAAUAUGCUAUAAACAUAUAAUAUAUAAAAUAAUUUAUAUAUAUAAUGUUCAUCCCGCGCAAGGCGCAGAUCUUAACCUAGUGAUUAUUAAAAGAGUGACAUUAAAUAGACCACUCAAUACUUUACUAUAAAUCACCAACUUCGAAUAUGGAAAUAAAUAAAUAUUAAACUUUUUCCUUUGAUGUUUAGUCAUUUAAUGUAUUAAAAUGAUAAACAUGAUUAUUUUUAUGAAAAAGAAAACUGAAAAAUAAAUUUGAAGAUGGAGAAAUUCCUGUAAAUUUUAUAUAUUUGUAUAUAUAAUGUUACAGAAUAGUUUGAGCAAAAUUUAGUUGCAUAACCUGUUUUUCUCCUUCUUUUCAAUUUGCCAACAGAGAAUGAUUUCGAUUCUCUCCAUUGAAGAUCUGAAAGAGAAUGUAUGAUUUUAGUUUAGCCCAUCUAAAUUUAUUUUAGGCUUAACAUAGAUUUUUAAAAUCUAUAAAAUUGGCUAAAUAAAAUUGAAUGUGAAUUCUAUUAUGUUUUUAUAAACGUAAAGUCAAUUAUGAUGAGGUAAAAAAAAUAAACACAGUUUUUUAAACAACUACCACCUUUAAAAAAACAACAAGAAACAUUAUUUAAUAUUUUGUGAUCUUUCUAUUCUUUAUUAAAUUUGAAACAUAUUCUUAUACGUAGAGAAAAAAAUUGCAAAUACAUAAUUCAUUUUAAAUAUCAAGUAUGUUAGUAUUUUAGGUAUUUCAUCUCGGGUUAUCACCUAGUAGAAAAUAUAGGGUCCAAAUGAUGACAUCGAGAAUUAAGGGAAAUAGUCAAUUCCUACUCAUUCCUUAAAGUUUACACCAUUAUGUAAUUUUUGCUGCGUUUUAUUUCUUGCCAUUCUUUGAAUUUUAAGAAACUAUAGAAGAAAAACAUUCAUUAUCAAAAUUGAUAUGGAACCGAAAGAAUAAAUAUUCAUUUUCAUUUUUUUUUAUUUUGAUCCUAUUUAUUUCUUUUUUGCUCAUUAAUAUUCCUAUUUUAAUGGUCGCCAGUUAGAGCUAAGAGCAACACAUAAAUAGUUAAAAUGAAAGCGUUACUUUGAGCGCAACCAGUACUGCAAAAAUCAUGUGUGUAUCUACGUUGUUCAAAACUGAUGAUAUGAUUGCAUCCUUAGUCAUUUCUAGGAUAAAGACUACUGAAAUCAAGAUGAUUAUGCGAUAGUUAGUAUUCACAGAACCAUUAUGUCGGGUUACUGUGAAAUACUCUGACCAAAGCAAGGAUAAGAUCCAAAUAAACGAUGUGAUAUGUAGUUAGUAUGUACAAAGAGUAUCAACUUAUGAUUAAGAGCUACGAAAUCAUACUAGCAUCAAUUCAAUCUAUCAAUUAAGAAUAAUUAAAUGAAAUAAGAAAGUACUCCAUAAGAGAAGUGCAUCAGUAGUUAUUAGUUAAGAUGAAGCAUUACUUGGAAGUUGGAACUUGCUUCUUAGAGACCUUAAACAACAAUCGAGAGAAAACAAUAGUCGAGAGGGAGACUGAAGUUUGUAUCUCAUCGUACCAAUAACAAACAUCGCCAUAUACGUCCUAUGAGAAUAUUAAUCGAAAUCCAAUAUUUCUGUUCUUACAAAAUCAUGAUUUUUAAUAAAUUGUUAAAUAAUAGUAAAUUCAAAGUGACAAAUACCAAAUAGAUAUUCUGUUUGGUCUUGUCUUAUAAUGGGUCUUCAAAGGCUCGACGGUUUCUCCUUGGGUUAAGGAUCAUGUGUGGUUCAACAGGUUACUUCAUUGCUUCAAGCAGAAGCCUUAGCAGCUCCUUCAGCUCUCCUCGACGCCAAGAAACUUGGUUUCUUCAAAAUAUGUAUCAAAUCUGAUUGUCAAGUACUUCUUGUCAAAGCAACCUCUUCAAGCUCCAUCCGACUAAUCUCUACAAAAUCACCCAGGACAUUAAAGCUCUUUUUUUUUGUCAGGACAUUAGGCUCUAUCCUCUUUUUCAGCUCUUUAUUUUUUGUCUUUAUUGCAAGGAACUUCAACCCUUUAGCAGACUUCAUUGCUUUUAGCAGACUUCAUUGCUAAAGAAAUUCUUUGUUAGGCUUGGGCAUUCGGGUCGGGUCUUGUUGGGUCCUGAUCUUUCGGAUCAUAGAUAUUUGGAUCCAAUAGGGUAGUCAGAAUUUGUCAGUUCAGAUUUAGUUGGAGUCAUGUCAGAUCCGGGUCGGUUUGGUUCUUAAAUAUUUGGGUUCAAUAAAUAAUUAGAAUUUGUCGGUUUGAAUUCGAUUCGGGUUUUGUCAGAUCCGGAUUGGUUGGAGGAUUAAAAUGCAUUUAAUCCUAAAUAUUUUUUUAGAAUUUUCAUAUAAAUAUCCAUAUAUUAGUUAUUUUGUGGGAUAAUUACUAGUGCUUUAAUGUGGUACUAGAUUUUGAUCCGCGCUUUAAAAGCGCGGGAUAAUUUUUAUUAAAUUAUUUUAAUAGAAAUUUUAACUUCAAAUAUAUAUAUAUAAAGUUAUUAAUUUAAAGUGUAUUAAAAUGUUGGGCAUUUACCUAUAUCCGAAUCUGAACCUGAGCCCGAUCGGAAAAGUCCUAACUGAAAUUCGAAUCGAAGUAGCAAAAUAUCCGCGGAUAUUGAAUUAAAAGAGAUUGAAUAUCCAAACCGAACAUGUAAUAUCCAAGCUCAAACGGAUUUCUGAAAGUAACAGAGCAUAUGUAUAUUUAACCUUGUAUUUUUAGUUUACUUCUCUUAUUUUAUUCAAAAAAAUUAUAUUAAUUAUGUAAAUGGCUAAAAAUCAUAUAAUAUACAUAUAAUUGCGGACAAAGUGAUUUGCUAUUCAUUUAAAAUGCAUGUUAAGCUUCUUGUUACAUUCAUUAACAAAAGUUGCAUUCAAAUUAUCAAAAAAAAAAACUAAAUUAGUAUUUUUCUAUUUUCAAAAUUUUGUUGCAUUGAUAAACGUUCAACCUAUUAAAAUUUUAAAUAAUCAGCUAAGUUACCUGUAAAAUUUUAAGUAUAAGCAGUAAGAGUGAUGAAUAAUUUGAUUAUUUUUUUCAAAAUCUAAAAUAUUCAGAACCCAAUCCAAAAUAACUGAACCCAAAUUAAAAAUACCCGAACCAAUAUCUAAAAAUACCUAAACAGAUUCUAAACGCCUAUACCGAAGUACCCUAAAAUCCAAAAUACUCAAUCAGAACUCAAACGGGUAUCCAAACGCCCAUGCCUAAAAACAUUAUGGUCCCUCAUAUACUAUUUUAAUUAAAAUAAUUGAAAUUAGUUAAAAUUUUAAUUUAAUUUUUAUAACUUUCAAGUUUAACUUUUUAUCUUAAAUUUAUGAAUAAAUAUGCAAUUUUAUUUUGUGAUGUAUAUCGUUUAUGUUUGUAGAAAAUAAUUUUAAAUAUAACUGCCAAACUGUAUUUAUAUUUCUAGGUCUUAGCCCGUAUGACUGAAACCGUUAUAAUAUUCUUUUUAAAUAUAUAUAUAUAUAUAUAUAUAUAUUUGAUACUAUUAAAUUAAUUUAUAUUUUUAAUAUUAUAAAACUGAAUAUGAUGAUAUAUUUUCACCUUUUUUGCACUGCUCUAUUUUAUAAUAAAUUUAUUAUAAAUUUGAUUUGAUAGGUUUGUUUAGCCUAUUUGUAUUUGAUUAAUAUUUUGUUUCUUAUUUAAUAGAAUAAUUAUAAAAUAUGCAUGCAGAUUUGUAUGUAGUGGUGAUAACUUUCAAAAAUUUAAUCCAAGAGAUCCUACUUGUCUUGCUAUGGCGGUGACGUGAUUCGAUUAUAAAAUGAAAAUCUGCAUGCAUGUUUUAUGUGUUUUAAAAUAUUUGUAACAUAAUGACAUGUUUGAUCAUAUUAAUUUUGUAUGUUUUUAAAUAACAUGAAUUUUGGAGAUGAAAUUUUCGAAAAUGAGAUAUUUUUAUUCAUAGAAAACUAAUUUAAAAAUGUUAUUAAUAAUUUUUACUUCUAUAAAUUAAAGCUUAUAACUUUAAGAAACUAUUAAAUUUAUAAUAUAUUAGUCUUAUUUUUCAUUAAAAAUAUAUGUUCAUAUAUCAUUAUUAUUCAUUAACUAAUAAAUACUAAUAUCAUUAUAUAUCUUAUAUUAACUAAUAACUUUUUUAAUUUAAUGAGAUUAAAUUGCUUAUAAUGUGCUGUUAUCGGAUGCUAUUAAUACUCACUUUUUAGAAGAAAAAAAGUCAAAAAAUUGGUUAUAAUGUAUUUUUAUAAUUUACGGUUUGAUCAAAUGAUUAUCUUAUGAGUAAUGGGGGCAGUGAAAUGUUAUCUAGUAAUUUUUAUUUCUUCUUAACCCAUUUGUAUUUUUUUUUACGUCAAACGGCUGAUAUAUUAUUCAAACUUGAAGUGGUCUAGGGAAUCAGAUCGGAAUAGAAAAACCAAUUAUUUUAGAUUAUUACAAAAUUUAUGGAUUCAAUUAAUUCUGGGCCAUAAAAUCUUUCGAAAUAUUUCAAAAUGCCUAAAAGGUCUAAUAAUAAAAACUUCUGAAAGUUAGUGUCUCGGAUUUUUUUAAUAUAAAUCACAUUUGAUAAGGUUAAUGCAUUUUCAUAAUCAUAUCUCAUAAAUUUAAGAUUUGUUAACAUAUAUAUGAACAUAGAAAAUCCCAAAAACAAUUGAUAGUUAAGAUUUUACAAACAAAUAUUUUUGUUUGCAAAAUAUUUUUUUUGUUUCCUUUUACUAUUCACAUUUUCUAUAUAAUUAUAAUUUGAAGGAAAUAAAUUUACAUAAUCAAAUGUGUGGCGAUUUAUUGGGAUUGUUGUUAAAACUGGUGGAGAAAAAUUCUAUCACAUAUUUAAUUUCUAAAUUAUUUCUUUUGUGGAUAUAUUAAGAAUAUAUUCUAAAAUAAUAACUUAUGAACAAAUUUGUUAACAUAAAUAUUAUAAAAAAAUUACACAUAUAUAUAUGAUGCAUAUUUUGAUGGGGUUGGUAUAUAUUUAAUGUUUCAAGAACAUUAAAUAUGGUUUAAGAGGCAUUUUACUUACCCAGUUUUAGUGGUUAUCGACAAUAUAAAAAACUGAAUGGUUUUGAUUUUUUUGUAUAGAAAACUGAAUGGUUUUUAUUUUAUUGUUAUGAUUCUCGAUUUUCAAAGUGAUAUCUCACUCUGUGGUUCGUAUUAACUGUAUUCAAAAUAUGUUCUAUGCUAUGCAAACUAACUUUAAUAAAUUGUUAUGAUACAGAUACGCAAAACUAAAGUAUAGCUAACCUGUCCGUAAUGUACUAACCUGUCCCUUUUAGCCUUCUCCUCGACUUCUCGCCGUCCUCAACAGAAUCCUCACAUGAGAAUAAGAAAAAUAAGACCAAACCCGCCUCUGAAAGAUCUCUAAACUUCACCUCAACCAAUUCACCUCACCUCACCUCACCAUGGUCGUAAAAGAAGAGCAAAGGGAGAGCGAGUGAGCCAAAACACCACACCAAACUCGAUCUAUGAUGGUUAAGAUAUGCUUUAGUGAUUUGAUUGAAAAGGAUAGAGAAAUAAGGUAAUAUUGUUGGAGAGGAGAACCUUUUUAUCGAUGAAAGAGAGAGAUAAUAGGGCAAAUAUAUAUUUUGUUGGAAUAAAAGGGAAAACAGAAUUUAAUAAAAAUCAUAGCUUUAAAAUAUUUCAGUGGCAUGGCUCUGUAAAUACUGUUGAAACCGGAGGACACCUCAAAAAAGGGCCUUCUGUUUUAAUAGUAUUGAUGGUGGUAUUUUAAUAUGAGUUUGAAAUGUUAAACUUGGUCAAUAGAAGCAUAUAUUAUAAAUAAGUCAUGCUACUAUCUUGAAUCAGCAAUUGAACGAGUUAUAAUAUAACCAUGACCCAUCGUUUUCGGGUCUAAAACCAACUAAAACGGGUUAUAAACCUGUUAUUAAUCAGAAUAAUAACGCUUAACUAGAUUAAGUUAAGUUUUGGAAAAACUACAUUAUAUGAAUCUGUAAUGCUGAUGACAAAAAAAAAAAACUAGAGUAAGUUUCGUGUACUCCAUAGGAUCUUAGGUGCGGUCUAAGAGACCAGCGGAUCCUCUACUCCAAGACCCAAUAGAGUAAAAUGACAUUAUUUUUCGAUCUUUUCGAGGUGGUUCCGGUUCAGGUUUCGGGUCUGGAAAAUGCACAUACAUGCCUAUUCUUUUUAAUGCUUCAUUCACAAACUAGAUUUGAGCUUUAUUAAUAUAUUUGAUUAAAAAAAAAAACGUGAUGGAAGUAUAUAUUUUUGAAUAAAUGUUUUAAUUUAUACAAAUCCGUGAAAUAAUCCAUCGCUCCAAAAGUCGAGGUUCUGGCCUAAACAAAAGCCACAAGCCCAAAUCUCACGUUAAAAUGCCAUACCGAUCUUUUCUCUAUUCCCACGCAAAAAACAUACUUAUAUCCAAGUUAUCAAACAAAACUUCAUCAUUUCCAAACCUAAACCCUUCUAAAAAACCCUAACAAGAAACCUUCACAAGGAUCAUUUUCAACAACAAUGUCGUUUGCUAAAGCCUUCUUUUUCAACCACCUGCAAACACUCUCAAGAGCCUCCCGCCCUCGCCUCCCGCCCUCGUUUUCCCCCGUCCGGCACAUGUCUUUUGCGACGCAGGAAGAAGCCGCCGCGGAACGUCGCCGUCGCAAGCGUCGUCUCUCCCUGGAACCAUCUCUCAACCCCUUGAACAGAUCCCCCCAACAACAACAACCUCAUAUCACUAGACCGAUCCAAAACCCUAACAUCCCGAAACUCCCGGAGUCCUUAUCCGCUCUCACCGGAAAACGCCUCCAUCUCCACAACCACAUCUUGAAACUAAUCCACGAGAACGACCUAGAAGAAGCCGCUCUCUACACACGUCACUCCGUGUACUCAAACUGCCGCCCCACGAUCUUCACCGUGAACGCCGUUUUAACAGCGCAGCUCCGUCAAUCCAAGUACGAAGCGUUUCUGCAGUUACACGGAUUCAUCAACCAAGCUGGCAUCGCCGCUAACAUCAUCACAUACAACUUGCUAUUCCAAGCUUACCUCGACGUUAAGAAACCAGAACUCGCUUUGGAGCAUUACAAGCUCUUUGUAGACAACGCCCCGUUGAAUCCUUCCGUUGCCACGUUUAGGAUUCUUGUGAAAGGUUUAGUUGAUAACGAGAAGGUUGAGAAGGCCAUGGAGAUUAAGGAGGAGAUGGGCGUUAGAGGCUUUAUCGCCGACCCUGUUGUUUACAGCUAUCUGAUGAUUGGGUGUGGGAAGGGUUCUGAUGGUGGAGGCGUUUUGAACCUUUAUGAGGAGUUGAAGGAGAAGCUUGGUGGGUUUGUUGAGGAUGGUGUUGUUUAUGGGCCUUUGAUGAAAGGCUAUUUCUUGAAAGAGAUGGAGGAAGAAGCUAUGGAGUGUUAUGAGGAAGUUCUUGGAGAGGAAUCAAAGGUGAAGAUGAGUGCUGUGGGUUAUAACUAUGUCCUGGAGGCUUUGAGCGAGAACGGGAAGUUUGACGAGGCUUUGAAGCUGUUUGAGGUUAUGAAGAAGGAGCAUAAACCGCCGAGGCGUUUGGCUUUGAAUUUGGGGAGUUUUAAUGUGGUGGUUAAUGGGUAUUGCGGAGAAGGGAAGUUUGAGGAAGCUAUGGAGGUUUUCAGGGGAAUGGGUGAGUUUAGGUGUAGUCCUGAUACUUUAUCGUUCAACAAUGUGAUGAAUCAGAUGUGUGGGAAUGGAUUGUUGGCUGAGGCUGAGAAGCUUUAUAUUGAAAUGGAUGAGAAAAAUAAGGUGAAGCCUGAUGAGUAUACUUAUGGUUUGUUGAUGGAUACUUGUUUCAAGGAAGGUAAGAUAGACGAAGGAGCUGCUUAUUACAAAACGAUGGCUGAGUCUAGUCUAAGACCGAACUUGGCGGUGUAUAACAGGCUGCAAGAUCAGUUGGUUAAAUCCGGGAAACUCGACGAUGCCAGAUCCUUCUUUGUUAUGAUGGUGAGCAGGCUCAAGAUGGACGAUGAUGCUUACAAGUUCAUCAUGAGGGCGUUUAGUGAAGCUGGGAGGCUGGACGAGAUGCUUAAGAUAGUGGCUGUGAUGCUGGACGAGGAUACGGUUAGAGUGAGUGAAGAGAUACAAGAGUUUGUGAAAGAAGAGCUGAGGAAAGAAGGGAGAGAGGAUGAUCUGCAGAAACUUAUGGAUGAGAAAGAGAGAUUGAAAGCGGAGGCAAAGGCGAGAGAGUUAGAAGCUGAAGAAGCGAAGAAGAGGAGUAUAUUUAAUAACAUAGCUUCGAUAUUGCCUCUUAAACGAGAGGAGGAAAAGAGUGAAGAUGAUUUGGGAUAAUAUUAACGGUGUUGUUGAAGGAGGAGAAGCAACGGUCAUGCUCCGCCGUGCUUGCUGAUUGUGGUUUUCUUGAAUUUAUUGGUCUCUGUUAAUAUUCAUAUCAUUUUUAUGUAAUUAGGAAUUUAUUUGGUUUGGACAAUAAGCUAUGAUUCACCAUUUGGUAUCAUGCCAGGUUCUAGAAAAAGCAAUUGUGCAAA
Brassica rapa (field mustard) is the source of this 8426-nucleotide messenger RNA. RefSeq names its product pentatricopeptide repeat-containing protein At3g49240, mitochondrial-like. Gene Ontology annotation, molecular function: protein binding. The record is from RefSeq and is a predicted model, not a curated record. Lineage: Eukaryota; Viridiplantae; Streptophyta; Magnoliopsida; Brassicales; Brassicaceae.